Cicer arietinum (chickpea) is the source of this 2103-nucleotide messenger RNA. RefSeq names its product probable L-gulonolactone oxidase 6. The record is from RefSeq and is a predicted model, not a curated record. Gene Ontology annotation, molecular function: D-arabinono-1,4-lactone oxidase activity; FAD binding. Lineage: Eukaryota; Viridiplantae; Streptophyta; Magnoliopsida; Fabales; Fabaceae. Gene Ontology annotation, cellular component: membrane.
ACUUAAAUGAAUAAUAUUUUCUUCAAGCCAUCUAGGACAAGCAAAUUACUUAUAAAUAGCACAUUGAGGAGCUUAGAGAUAUAUAGAAGAGAGAAUUAAUUGGUAGUGCUUUGUUAUAAAAUGAUGAGAGAAUUGAAGUGGAGUGUUUUUAUUUUCCUAUUUAUAAUGUAUGGAGUGAAUUCAAGUCCUCCAUCAGAUCCAAUACAGUGUUCUUCAAAGAAUACAAACUGCACGAUCACAAAUGCGAAUGGAAUGUUCCCCGAUCGAAGCAUUUGCAAAGUUGGUGAGGUGAAGUAUCCAACCUCAGAGGCAGAGCUCAUAUCGAUUGUUGCGUUAGCUUCAAAAAAUAACAAAAAAAUGAAAGUAGCAACGCGAUUCUCACACAGCAUUCCGAAAUUGGCAUGCCCUGAUGGACAAAACGGACUUUUGAUAAGUACAAAAAAUCUGAACAAAGUGUUGAAAAUAGAUGCGGAAGCGAUGACAAUGACGGUGGAGAGUGGGGUGACAUUGAGACAAAUUAUUAGUGAGGCAGCAAGGUUUGAAAUGGCAUUGCCAUAUACACCUUAUUGGUGGGGUUUAACAAUUGGUGGGCUAAUGGGUACUGGUGCUCAUGGAAGUACAUUGUGGGGUAAAGGAAGUGCUGUUCAUGAGUAUGUAAUAGAUAUUAGAAUUGUUAGCCCUGCAGGACCUCAAGAGGGAUAUGCUAAGGUUAGAAAUCUUAAUGAAUCUCACCAACAUCUAAAUGCUGCCAGAGUUUCUUUAGGGGUUCUUGGAGUUAUUUCUCAGGUUACCCUGAAAUUGGAACCACUCUUCAAACGAUCUGUUACAUAUAUAACAAAAGAUGAUUCUGAUUUAGGAGAUGAAUUGAUUAGUUUUGGCAGAAAGCAUGAAUUUGGUGAUGUAUCUUGGUAUCCAAGUCAACAAAAGGCCAUUUAUAGAGUCGAUGAUCGUGCCUCCGCAAAUACAUUGGGCAAUGGCUUAUAUGAUUUCACUCCAUUUCGCUCCACACUUUCAGCUGCAUUAACCGUUAUUAGAGCUACUGAGGAGCUCCAAGAAGAAAAACGCGAUGCUAAUGGAAAAUGCAUUGGUGCAAAGUUGAUAGUGGCAACACUUGAGGGAACUGGUUAUGGAUUGUCUAACAAUGGAGUAUUUCUUGGAUACCCUGUUGUUGGAUUAAACAACCGCAUGCAAUCUUCAGGGACAUGUUUGGAUAGUUUAAAUGAUCAAAUGAUCACAGCAUGUCCAUGGGAUUCUAGAAUCAAGGGAGAAUUCUAUCACCAAACAACAUUUAGUGUUUCCUUGUCUGUUGUAAAAAAUUUCAUCGAAGAUAUUCAAAAGCUUGUUGAGUUGGAGCCAAAAGCACUAUGUGGCUUAGAACUAUACAAUGGAAUCCUUAUGCGCUAUGUUACAGCUUCUAGUGCAUACUUAGGAAAAACAGAAGAUGCUGUGGAUUUUGACAUCACAUAUUUCCGCAGUAAAGAUCCAUUGGCUCCUAGGCUUUUUGAAGACAUAAUUGAAGAGAUAGAACAAAUUGGGUUGUUCAAAUAUGGAGGGUUACCACAUUGGGGGAAAAAUAGAAACUUAGGAUUUGUGGGAGCAAUCAAGAAGUAUAAUAAGGCAGAUGAGUUUUUGAAGGUUAAAGAGGAGUAUGAUCCAAAAGGGCUAUUCUCUAGUGAAUGGACAGAUCAAGUGCUUGGACUUAAAGAAGGGGUGACAAUAUUGAAAGAUGGAUGUGCAUUGGAAGGAUUAUGUAUAUGCUCACAAGAUAGUCAUUGUGCACCAAAUAAGAGUUACUUUUGUAGACCAGGAAGAGUUUAUAAGGACGCAAGGGUUUGUAGGCAUGAUGUUCAAAUCAAAGAAGAAAGUGUUUUGAAGGAUGAGUUGUGAUGGAAUGGCCUUUUUGUUCCAUAAGUUCUCAACUAUCAUACUUGUUUUAAGAGAUAAUAUGCUUCCAUUUCUUUCAAAAUAAUUCUCAAAAGAGGAAAUCUAGUUUCCUUUAUGAGAUUGAGUUAUUUUCAAUAUCAUGUAUUGUCAUGUUAUGAUUAUUUAAUUGUGAUAUGAAACUAAAAUUUGAGUUUAAUAAAUAAAUUAACAUUGGUAUAA